AUGGCACCGGUAGAGAAGAAAGUCAAGAAACCUAUCGUCAAGUUUCCACGGAAAUCGACUUCGAACGCGACCCUAGGCACCCCAGGCACUGCUGAGAAGGUCAAACAUAAACGGACAGGAACCAAGUCCUCGAAAAGGCCGCUGCCCACGGAGAAUAAACAGGCAUCACCUUCUGUCGCCGCUCCGAAAAGAAGGAAGAAGACCCAGACGCCUCGCGCCAGUUCAUCCAGCGCGCUGAACGGAGAUGUCGAGCCACCGCCAUCCGAAAGUUCUGCGUCCUCCGAAGAGCCAGAAUACAUACUUGCUGAGAUAACUACAGUGGACGGACCGACGAACCGCAAAGUCAUCUCCAAGACCGCUCAUCCACGAGUUGAUUACAAGCUCGUAACGACACUGUUGCAUGAGGUCUCCUUUAAGAAGAAGAAGACCCGAAUAACGAAGGAUGGGGUGAAGAUGUUUGCAAAAUAUAUAGAAAGUUUUGCCAACGAGGCCAUCAGCCGUUCACUGGAAGAGAAUCGCGCGGGAAAUACCAUAGAUUUGAUGGAUACGUCUGCGACAAAGAGGACGGAAACGGGACACAAGAAAUAUUUGGAGGUAGAACAGCCUCCUCUUCUUCGCACUUUGCCCGCUCCAAUGUGCCAAUUACGGCUAUUCCUUCGCCCUUGA
Molecule: messenger RNA, 666 nt
Organism: Arthroderma uncinatum
Lineage: Eukaryota; Fungi; Ascomycota; Eurotiomycetes; Onygenales; Arthrodermataceae
Exons: 1
Coding region: 1-666 (221 amino acids)
Biological process (GO): kinetochore assembly; DNA repair
Molecular function (GO): protein heterodimerization activity
Source: RefSeq, a predicted model, not a curated record